This is a messenger RNA of Alternaria viburni, 2820 nucleotides long. RefSeq lists its product as uncharacterized. Gene Ontology annotation, cellular component: fungal-type vacuole. Gene Ontology annotation, molecular function: serine-type carboxypeptidase activity. The record is from RefSeq and is a predicted model, not a curated record. The transcript is spliced from 6 exons. Gene Ontology annotation, biological process: proteolysis. Lineage: Eukaryota; Fungi; Ascomycota; Dothideomycetes; Pleosporales; Pleosporaceae. The coding region runs from base 1 to 2820 and encodes 939 amino acids.
AUGUCGGAGUUGCAGCCGACUAUUGUUCUUGACGAUAGCGGCGACGCCACCCUAUUGGUCGGCACCGAUUCAGCUGGUCUUCAGCCGGUCCAGGUAUCUUCGACAGCCAUGACCUUGGCGAGCCCGGUAUGGAAAGCAAUGUUCGAGCGACACCGGAAAGAAAACGGCGCCAUUGAGGUGCCGCUCCGGGACGACGAAGUAGAUGCGUUGUACAUUGCACUUCGAAUCGCUCAUCUGCGCUUCCAUGAAAUACCACGGAAAGACGGCCUUACAAUCGAUGCCCUACUCGAGCUCGCUGUCGUGUGCGCCAGGUACGACAUUGUCAAGCUUGUUCGGCCGUUCCUGGAUCUCUACGGAUGGGCGCAAUGCCACUAUCCCGAUACGGACUCCGGAGAACGAUGCGAUCCCGGCUGGUUCUAUGUUGCCUGGACUUUUGGCUACAAGGACAGCUUUCAGCGCCUUACCCGAUUUACAGUGAAGAAGAUCGGGCUAGAUGACGACGGGAAUGCUAUCAUGGACGACGGCCAAAAGCUUCCAAAGUACAUGCCUCCGGGGCUUCUGGAGCGCAUGUUGCAGAUCAGGGAAGCUACACUUUCGGCUAUGUUGGAUGUCCUCUACGACAUUCUAGACGAUAUCAUACACGUGUAUGUCUGUCAAGUCGAUGAAUCAUGGGAGCCCAAGUGUCGAGCCAUGGUUCUAGGCUCCUUCAUCUCUUUCCUCUUGGAAAACGAUCUCUACCCAGCACGACGGAGAGCUUCUGAAACUCCCUUCAGCAUCCAAAAGCUGUACGAUCUCGCGCACUCUGCCCAGAUUUUGACUUUCGAAUCCCAUGACUAUACAGCCGUCGCGUUGCUGGUUUCCGCCGCGCCCGGCUUGGCUCAGUUCCCAGCGGAGCCCGCGGGUCUCAAAGUUUUAGAAUCGCGCUUUGGAGAUGGUGUGAAAAUCACCUUCAAAGAGAACUCGCUUUGCGAAACCACUCCCGGUGUUAAGUCCUACUCCGGCCACGUCUAUCUGCCUCCGGGAACCGCGGACUUGGGCCAAGGCCAGGAUUACCCGAUCAACACCUUCUUUUGGUUCUUUGAAGCUCGUGAGGAUCCGACGAAUGCGCCACUCACCAUCUGGCUUAAUGGCGGACCGGGUUCUUCAUCCAUGUAUGGUAUUCUCGAAGAGAACGGACCGUGUUAUGCGAACCCGGACUCCAACUCUACACGACCAGCGGAAUGGAGUUGGAACAGAGCCUCGAACAUGCUCUAUCUCGACCAGCCGGUACAAGUUGGCUUCUCGUAUGAUACCCUGCAGAACAUCACUCGCGACCUUGUUACCGGUGAGGUCACGCUUCUCAACGAGACCUCAACCGUGCCUGAGCAGAACACCACUUUGCUCACCGGAACUUUCCCCAGUCGCGAGCCAAACAACACCGCUUUUGGCAGUGUGAACGGAGCCGUAGCAGCAUGGGAGUUUGCGCAAGCUUGGUUCCAAGAAUUUCCCCACUACCUUCCAAAUGACACUCGCAUCAGUCUUGCAGCUCAAUCGUAUGGCGGACGCUACGGCCCCGCUAUGAUGUCCUUCUGGGAAGAGCAGAACCAGCGUAUUGAGAAUGGUACUCUUGGCGAAGAGGGUUAUAUUAUGCACCUUGAUACCCUGCUUCUCAUCUCAGGAUGCGUUGAUCGUUACGUGCAGUACCCUUACUACCCUCAGCAAGCAUUCCGUCAAAACGGAUAUGGCAUCGAGGCCGUCAACGAGACAACCUACAACGCCAUGGUUGAAGCAGUACCAGAAUGUCUCGAGCGCAUCCAGAACUGCCGCGAUGCGGCUAGACAAGACGACCCCGAGAAUCUGGGUAUCGAUGCCGGUGUGAACGAGAUUUGCGAAGACGCAGAAUCGUUCUGUCGCGCGGAAAUAGUCAGCCCGUACAACCAGUAUGCAGGCCGAGACUACUACGACAUCUCGACCCCGUCACCACCUCCAUUCCCACCCCCAUUCCAUGAAGGCUACUUGAACCGCGAAUGGGUACAAGCUGAACUCGGCGUACCACUAAACUGGACAGGCAAUUCACCUGAAGCCUCCUCCGCAUACCGCGACAUUGGUGACUACCCACGUGACAACUGGCUCGACGACCUUGGUUUCCUGCUCGACAACGGCAUCAAAGUCUCGCUCGUCUACGGAGAUCUAGACUUUGCCUGCCCCUGGGCUGGCGGUGAUGCCGUCGCCAAGGCAAUCAACUGGACUGGUUCAGCUGGGUAUGCCUCCGCACAAUACGCCGAGAUCCAGACCAACGACUCCUACGUCGGUGGCCUCGUUCGUCAAUACGGCAACUUGAGCUACAUCCGCACGUACCAAGCCGGUCACGCGAUUCCAGCGUACCAGCCAGAAACCGCCUUCAAGAUCUUCACGCGCGCGCUGUUCAAUCUCGACAUUGCUACUGGUACCGAAUCAACAUCUGGAACGGAUGAGAGCAGCACGUACAUGAGCACUGGCCGCCCAGACCCUGAUGUGCAAUUCGACGCCUUCACCAGCGACAGGCUGACAUACUGCUACACCUGGGAUCUUAGUUCUUGCACUGAGGAGUACGUCGAUGCGGUUCUGGAUGGCUCGGCGGAGAUUUGCCAGUACCUUGUUGUCGAUGCGAAUACUACUGCAUUGUUCCCGGAGGUUAUUGCAAAGUGCCGCGCGGAAAGUGGCGGUAAUGGUACUAUGCCUGGUGGGCAUAGUAACAACACGCUGCCCGAGUUCGAAGGGGCUGCUGCGAGCGUAACAGGAAGUGCGUGGGCCGUCUGGUCGGCCCUCGCUAUCAUGGGUGUGGUGAGCUUUGUGCUCUAG